This is a messenger RNA of Dermacentor albipictus, 4547 nucleotides long. RefSeq names its product AP-4 complex subunit beta-1-like. Gene Ontology annotation, molecular function: clathrin binding. Lineage: Eukaryota; Metazoa; Arthropoda; Arachnida; Ixodida; Ixodidae. Gene Ontology annotation, biological process: vesicle-mediated transport; intracellular protein transport. Gene Ontology annotation, cellular component: membrane coat. The record is from RefSeq and is a predicted model, not a curated record.
AUACUCGGGUCGAACGGGACAGUUUGGCAAGCUCGUUUUGUGGAACGUUCCUAAUCAAGAAUUCGAGCCCUCUUUCAACGUUCAAACCUGGCGGUAUGAGAAGGCUCUAUUUGCAGGCGCGCUCUGAUCGCUAGCGAGAUCAUUCCGAACAUGGCGGCGCCCAUGUUAUUGCUGACUUUCGCGUACCGCGGAGUUUUGUUAUGAGAAAGUUCUCUGAGGAGCUGCGGUCAACACUCAUCCCGCGUAGCUUUAUUGCAAGAAAUACCAGCGCUAAUGUGUAAGCAGUGAAGAUGCAGACAGAGAUCAGUCGCUUAGCUUCUCAAUUAGACCAGUGCUGCGGUGUCACCGAUGCCCGCUUCACGAGAAGUUUGCUCAAGAGGGUGUACUCUCUUAUUGCAAGUGGCCACGACCUGUCGCCUUUAACGGGAAGACUCGUGAAACUUCUGUCUGCGCAAGACAUCCUGUCAAAGAAAGUAGGGUGCCUUUACGUUUUAAGAUGCAAACAAAGCGAGGAGGUUGGAUUACUUGCCGUCAACUGCCUUCUAAAGGACACCACAGACCCAAACCCCAUAUACCGCGGCCUCGCACUGAAUACUCUCUUCAGCGUUCCACCUAUAAUGGAACAGGCCGUGCCGAAACUUGUAGCUGGACUUGAAGACGCGAGCGCUUACGUUCGCCGAGCGGCGGUGUCGUGUACUAUAAGUUUGUACCAGUGCCACGCAAACAUCGUAGACGAGCUGGAUCUGGCUGACAAGCUGUACGCCAUGAUAAGGGAUCAAGAUCCCAUUGUCGUCGUACAAUGUCUGCAUGCUCUUGACGAGAUCCUGCAUGCCGAAGGUGGACUUGCCGUAAACAAGAAGAUAGCGGCUUACCUUCUGAAACAGCUUCCAUUCUUCAGUAACUGGGACGCAAUUGCCGUGUUUAGAUACCUUAAAAAAUACGAGCCCAAAACGGAAGAAGAGGCACUCAUGUUUGUCAAUGCCCUUGAUCCCUACCUAACGUCGAACAGCAUUGCCGUACAACUCAGUGCCUUUGAACUGUUUGUUCAAGCGACCCACAGUAUGUUAACUCACUUGCAAAUGGAGGGUGUUUCACAGGUGUGGUCAAAGCUUUCAACCAGCCUUGGCUUUUGCGAACAUGAAAUGACAUGGACAGUCCUUGAGUGGGUGGAGAAAUUUGUGCAACUGUAUCCCGAUAUAUUUAGGCCACACUUCGUGAAAUUUUAUGCAUGGUUUUCAGAUCCUCCUGCACUCAAGGUGAAGAAAAUGAAGAUACUGAAGUGCCUGGUACAUGAGAGUAAUCUGCUUGAAAUAUGCAAUGAACUGCUUGGCUUCUGCAAUGACCGAAAUAGCGUUGUUCACAGGUGCGCCUUGCAGCUCAUGGCUUCCCUUGCCAACAAACACAGCAAUGCAAGGAAGCUGCUAAUAUCGAAGAUGCUGCCUUUGUUGAAUGUCACCAAUGAAGUGUUAGUGACAGAUGUCCUGGGAGCUCUGUGCGCAUUAAGUUUCGACAAGUCCGAAGAUGGCAGAAGAGUGCUAGACAGCAUUGUUAAAAGGAAAUGGACAUGUGAUAGUGCUGAAUUCAAGUGUAAUCUUAUCAAUAUAGUCUCUACUCAUGGUCUCCAUUUUGAACCUUCUGUGUACAUUCUUGAAGACUACAUUGAGGAUAUAAAAGAUGAGGAGGAAAGCGUGAAACAGCAUCUAUUAACUGCCACACUGAGACUGUUCUUUGCAAGGCCAUGUGAAGUCCAGGACCUGCUGGGCAGAGUGUUGGACGUGCUGUGCGAAGACAACAACCCUUUUCUUCAGGCUCAGUCCAGGUGUUACUAUGAACUUCUGCUUCACAAUCCUGAACUGCUAAAGAACAUUAUUCUUUCAUCUUGACAGAGGAUGUCUCUGUCAGUAGAACAAAGAACUUGUAAUGGGAUUUGCCUUUGUAGUGAUGCAGGGUGAAAAUGAGCCAUCUUUAAUUUCUCUAGCGCUAUAAUACAGAUCAAAUGAACAAUGUCUCAAUCUCCUUUGCCACUGUCUUCAGAAGAGCCGAGCACAGUUGUGUCCAGUAGCUCUUUCAGUUUUUCCCUGUUGUAGAAAGAAAGGAAAAGAAAAGCAUAGUUGAAGUCCCUUUUUUAGAUCAAUACUUUCUGACCCGGCUUACUUUUACUGUAGUGGAUUUUGUAUGUGGUUUGAUGACCUAAAUCUUUUUUGAGCUUAUCACUGCCUUUCUAACAAUCAAUAAUUCCUUUUGCUGUCUGCACUAUGCAGUAAUGCAUUCAGCAACUUGUUCAUAGACCUAGGAGCAUGAGAAGCUGUUAUCUGUGAACCCAGACUUCGAAAAAGUGUUCUACAAACCGAGUAGUCUGAUGUCUCCAUGUGCCUACAAAGUUUCUUUGCCGAAGCUUUCUUCGUCAGUUGUUUUGGUUUAUUCAUGAUGUAUGUCGUUGCUCCUCUCAGUUUGCUAAAGUUGUUUCCAUGUGUGCCAUUUUUGUAGACAACAGCUAUUUUUAUUUAUACUGGAUUAGCAAGGGAAAUAUAAACACCUAGGACUUCAUCUUGUAAGUCUCGAAGGACAAGUAAAUAAAUAUGCAUUACACAAGGUUUCGAGCUCUAGAUGCUAACAAGCCAGUGGCAAACUUAGUGCUUAAAUUAUGUCAAACUGAACGCUCACAUCCCAGUAUUCUGAGCAGGGAUUACUGAUAUUGUUCACAUGCUCUGCUUAACAGAGAAUAGAGUUUACAAGGUUUCAUGUUUUUGCCACACAGAUCGAGACAUUUGUCACCUAUGCGAAUGAUUUUUUUUUUUUUCAAGGAGUAUUCUGAGUCUGCAAUUUUCGUAACUUCAUGUGCCUUUACUCUAACACACCAAACUAGUGUCACAAUGCAUGGCUGACAUACCACCACCAAGAAAUUCCCCCGAAUGUUGCCCAACGCUGCCUACUGCAGCUUUCAUUAUAACAAAGCUUUAACAUUUCCAGGGUAUGAACGCUUUCUUUUCCUUUACAUGACAUAGAUAAUCACGCAUUGUAUAACAUUUACAUAUACAACUUAACACAGCUUAGUCAUAGCCCAUUGGACGCAAUCAUGUGAUUCACAUUCAAACAGAGGGUCUCCAUUUUUUCUUGACAUGUACUUGAGAAGCCAGGGCCAUUAAUUUGCAUUUUCCCUCAGUUUUCUGCCGUAUGUAAUAUUUCAAGUGCAAGUCUAAUUCGAUUAGAACUCGACUACUUGCUUCUGAAUGCUGUCUGAACUAAAUUUUAUUGCAAACAAUCGUAGACAGCUGGAAAAGUCAGGCUUCCUGAGCGAUGCGGUGCUUUAUUACAUUGUAUCAAUCGUCGCUUACAGCGCAUACAUAAACGAGGGAUGCGCUAUAAAUGACGAUUGAUACCAUGGAAUACCAACUAGCCCGUACCCAAACCUUGCUUCAGUUUAUUGCAUUGUUUCCCCUAAGGUGAAGAUAAAAGCAACUGUUUUUUCUUUCCUAUUUUUUUUUUGUUAGUUUCAUGUGCCAAUGUGCACAGAUGGUGACGCGAAGUAUUCGAAAGCUUUGAAAAUAUUUGGAUUUGCAAAUAGCGACUAUUUGAUUUGUUAUUCUCAACUUUCGAAUAUUCACACACCCCUAAAGUAGUCUUAGUGAUGUACACCUGCGCAAGGGAUUCACAAAAAUUAUCUUGCAAGAUUAAAAGUGUCUUCUUAAGCACUCUAACCGUUCUUUGCAACUAAGAACAAAAAGGUCACCAUGGUAGAAAGUUUGCCAAGAUGGGAGCAAGUUAGAAAAAAAGCAAGCGUGCUGUUUGCGGAAAUGCACACUUGUUGCUGUGGCAUAGAAUGCCACUGAAAAAUUAUCUCCUUUUGUCAAGCUUUCUCUUGUGCACCUAUAUCAUCCUUCUCAUAUUUUGACUUUCUCUUUCUCUGUAGGAUAGUUCAGGGGCUGGAAGUGCUGCAAGGCAGUUGAACUGUAUUAACCUUAAUCCUUCCUUUUUUGGUACUGAUCAACACUUCGUUACUUUUUUUGUUAGAAAGUAAUGAAAUGAAAUACGACCAAAUCAUGCACUGCUGCUGCACGCCCCUUCAUAGGUUUCUGAAGAACCUGCCUGGCUAUGGUGCUGCUUGUAAUUUGAGCUUCAACAUUGAACAUUUCACAACCAAUGUUUACACAGGUUUUUAAGCAUACAAAGGUACAGGCAUUAACAGUGAUGCCUGAACACAAAUAAACCAGAAAAUUCACUUUUGUAGACUUAAUGGGAACCAACUAGUGAAGUGUUCAACAAAAUUUGGAGGACGCUUAAGCUUCGCCUUUAAUAGUGGAAUGCGAUAGUGUUUAAAGACCCCUUACUGCUUUUCAUGCUUCCUGGCAACUGCAGCUUACGUAACUGUAACAUUUACCGGGAAAUGCUGGCUGCAAACGCUAUGCACGAAGGCGAGCUUUCUGGUAGAAACACUGCUUCUUGUGUGGGUCGAUCUCCUGUUAUUGUUUUGCACAUUUAAUAUUUCACUCUGAGAAGAGCUAACAAAUAAAGGACAUGCGCUGCCGCUGUUUUUUCCAUAACAUUUG